AUGAUUAAGCUGAUUUGACUGACUUGGUACAUUUCCCAUGUGGAAUCAACCUUGACAUGCGAUGAAUUUACAAAGUCAUUUGUUUUUUAAUUAGAGAUUAAAUUUCAACAAUCAUAAAUAAACCGUGCUUGAAUUAUUGGUUCGGUAAUCCGUUGUAGUUCUGACUUGUGAGGUAGUGGGAAGUCGGUCGAUCAUGGGACAUAGUUGUUUCCAAUGAACAAAAGUCAAAAUCUGGUAGUAAUCCGUUGUCCCUGAAAAACCUUUGUCGUUGGCCUCCCAUAUGAUCUCCCUCUGUUUCUGCCAGCCGCCUAAUUUGAUUUUUCUGUUAUCCUGUGUUCGAAUUAUCCGCUGUUCAUGUUUCCCAUUUUCCCUUGCCGCCGCCUUUCCCGCGGUUUCCUUCCUCUGUCUUCGAAACUUUUCUCCACCCAAAAUGUCUAUGCUUGCAAUGUCGAAAUUGGGUCCCUGUCUCGCGCUGGGAAGAUGGAGGCCGCCCGCCAACUGUUCGACAAUAUGUCCGAACGAGAUGUCGUUUCAUGGAACGCCAUUAUAACUGGGUAUUGGCAAAAUGGGUGUAUUGAAGAAUCCAAGAAGUUGUUUUGGUCGAUGCCCGAGAGGAAUGUGGUGUCCUGGAACUCGAUGAUUGCUGGGUGUGUGGAGAAUGAGCGGAUUGAUGAGGCGCGCGAGUAUUUUCUGAUGAUGCCCGUGAGAAAUACGGCCUCCUGGAAUGCAAUGAUUUCUGGGUUUGUUCGCUGUGGUUGGGUUGAGGAAGCUUGUAGACUGUUUGAUGAGAUGCCGCGGAGGAAUGUCAUUUCUUAUACGGCAAUGGUGGAUGGAUACGUUAGGAAAGGGGAGAUUGUGCGAGCAAGAGCUUUGUUUGACCGCAUGCCGCGAAAGAAUGCCGUCUCUUGGACUGUGAUGAUAAGUGGACAUGUGGAGAAUGGGAUGUUUGAUGAAGCUAAAGAGCUGUUUGAUCAGAUGCCGGAUAAUCAUGUUACUGCAAUGACAGCUAUGAUUACGGGGUAUUGUAAGGAGGGGAAGAUGGAAGAAGCAAGAAUUUUAUUUGAAGAAAUUCAAUAUCGAGAUCGCGUUGCUUGGAAUGCAAUGAUAACGGGUUAUACGAAUAACGGGAUUGGUGAUGAAGCACUGAAGUUACAGUUACAAAUGCUUAGGAUUGGAAUGCAGCCUGAUCACUUGACCCUUGUUUCUGUACUUACUGCCUGUUCUUGUCUUACAUCACUAAAAGAAGGAAGACAGAUUCAUGUGCUUGUGCUUAAGAAUGGGCUUGAAUCAGUUGUUUCUGUAUGCAAUGCUUUGAUUACUAUGUACAGCAAAUGUGGUGGCAUCCUUGAUUCUGAGUUAGCUUUUGGACAAAUUGAGAGUCCAGACAUAGUUUCGUGGAACACCAUAAUUGCUGCAUUUGCACAGCAUGGGCUUUAUGACAAAGCACUUAGUUUUUUCAACCAGAUGGGAUUGGGUGGCUUUGAGCCGGAUGGAAUAACAUUUCUUAGUAUAUUAUCAGUUUGUGGUCAUGUCGGGAGGGUGGAUGAGAGCUUAAAGUUGUUUGACUCGAUGGUUAGGAAUUAUGGAAUUGUACCUGGGUCUGAGCACUAUGCUUGCAUUGUUGAUAUACUAAGUCGAGCAGGCAAAUUGGAGAAAGCGUACAAGAUAAUCGAAGAGAUGCCAUUUGAGGCAGACUCUGCAGUCUGGGGUGCUCUUUUGUCAGCUUCUCGGGCUUAUCAAAAUGUGGGAUUUGCAGAAAUUGCUGCUAGGAAAAUAGUGGAAUUGGAGCCUCAGAGUUCCGGGGUAUAUGUUAUUUUAUCUAAUCUAUAUGCUGCUGCUGGCAUGUGGAAGGAAGUUACAAGAGUUAGGGGUUUGAUGAAAGAACAAGGAGUUAAAAAGCAACCUGCAUAUAGCUGGACAGAGAUUGAAAAUAAAGUGCACUGUUUCCUUGGAGGAGAUGUUUCUCACCCAGAUAUUGUCCGCAUUUAUUUGGAGCUUAAGUGGAUGAAUUUACAGAUGAAGAACAUCAAUGAUAUUGCAAAAAUUGUUUCAGCAUGGAGCUGCUAUGGUUGAAGUACUUCUUUUUAUGCCGGUGUGUGAAUUAUUAUGGAAGGAAGAAAAAACUUCAAUUGAAGAAGAUUUGGAAGUCUUAAUUCAACUGAACAAAAGCAAUAUUGGGCAGAAGGGAAAAAUAGAAAGGCCUUCCUUGCCAAGUGACUAUAUCGGUUAGAUACUUGAUGCGUAUAGCUAUUGAACUGGGCCAAAAUUGCUUAAAGAAGAAAAGCCUUUCGUGCAAUGCUUUUUGAGUGGCUGAGACUGGCAUCUUGUGGAAAAUUGUAAGAAAAUUAAAGACCUGAGGCGCCCAUUAAUGAGCAUAUGAUGUAAUCAUGCAAGUGAUAUAUUACGAUUUUAAAGGAAAAUAUUAGGUAUGUAUCGGGCUGCA
This is a messenger RNA of Malania oleifera, 2443 nucleotides long. RefSeq names its product pentatricopeptide repeat-containing protein At4g02750-like. The record is from RefSeq and is a predicted model, not a curated record. Bases 355 to 2073 code for a protein of 572 amino acids. NCBI's taxonomy places the organism in Eukaryota, Viridiplantae, Streptophyta, Magnoliopsida, Santalales, Ximeniaceae. The transcript has 2 exons. Gene Ontology annotation, molecular function: protein binding.